AUGAAUCAAGAUAAAGACGGCGAUGGAGACAACGAUGGAGACGAAUAUGAAGAGGAUCUGGAAUUAAAAAGCCAAGAAAAUGACAGCGAUAAUGGCGACGAAGACGGAGGCAACAACGACGACAAAGCUGGAGUCGAAGGAAACGACAAACACGGAGGUGAAACUAAAGGAAAAGAUGGCGAUAAAAAUGAGAACAAAGUUGUCGGCGAUCGAAGCUUUUCCGCUUUUCCGACGGAGGAAAAAGGAACUGCAAAGAUGAAGGCGAAAGCAGCAGGAAAGACGCAGGCGAAAACAACAACAGCGACGGCGGAAACAACAACCAUGGCGGCGGCGAAAACAACAACAAAGACGGCGACGAGGGAGAAGACAAAAAUGAAAAUUAUGCACGCAAUGACGGGAAUGAAGCCGGCAACAGCGGCGCAAAAGAAGGCGCCACUGAAGAAGUGA
Molecule: messenger RNA, 447 nt
Organism: Drosophila bipectinata
Lineage: Eukaryota; Metazoa; Arthropoda; Insecta; Diptera; Drosophilidae
Source: RefSeq, a predicted model, not a curated record